Molecule: messenger RNA, 2239 nt
Organism: Carcharodon carcharias (great white shark)
Lineage: Eukaryota; Metazoa; Chordata; Chondrichthyes; Lamniformes; Lamnidae
Gene: clec19a
Product: C-type lectin domain containing 19A
Exons: 5
Coding region: 48-620 (190 amino acids)
Source: RefSeq, a predicted model, not a curated record
GUAGAGGGAGCCCGCUGGCUUUGGUCUCUGAGUCUGAGUGCUACACAAUGAUCAGCUGCAGUGUGUGUGCAGCCUUGUCUCUCCUGCUGACUUUGGAAGCAGCAGUACCCCCGACACAAAUUCAAAUUAGCCAAGAACUGCCUCUCCGCCUGACUGGAGCCAUUCCCGCCUAUUCCUGCCCCCUCUUUUGGACCGAAUUCAAUGGAUAUUGUUUCCGUUACUUUCCUGAGACCAAGACAUGGGCCGAAGCUGACUUGUACUGUGCCGAAUUUUCAAAUGGAUUCAGAUCGGCAAAAUUAGCUUCUAUUCAUAGCUGGGAAGAGAAUGUGUUUGUUUAUGACUUGGUUAACAGUCGCGUUCCUGGAAUACCUACCGAUAUUUGGAUAGGUCUCCAUGAUAGAAGAGUGGAAGGGGAUUUUGAAUGGACUGAUGGAACAACAUAUGACUAUAACUAUUGGGAUCGCAACCAGCCUGAUGAUGGAACACAGUUAACACAGGAAGAGGAGGAUUGUGUGCAGAUAUGGUUCCGGCAAAACAGUGCUCUUAGAUCCUGGAAUGACAAUCGGUGCAGCCGUGAAUUUCCUUUUGUUUGUAAAAUUCCUUCCCUGGAGAACAAUUAACCACCAAAACCACCUUGGGCUGUUUCAAACCCAUUUUGAAGGUCAUUUCUCUGGAUCUAGCAGCACAGACACUACAUUCUAGUCAAUUGGGAAAACCUAUUUUGGAAGUUCUGAUCAAAGUGCCACAUCAUUAUAAUGUCAAUAUUGACUCCUCAGUAUUGGAUAACAGAGUUUAGUUUAUGUUCUGGCCUUUUUAUUUGCAGUCUUCAAUUACUCAUAGUCCUUUUGAUAUGUUGUGUGAUUGCAUUGUGUAUAGCAUAACACCAAACUUUAAUAUGCUCAGAUUGACUUUCUGCCCAAACACAUCGUCCUGAUUUUUGACUGAUAGGUCAGGUUUCCAAGAAUGUAUUAGUUAGAUGUUUGUCAUGUAUAUUUGUCUUAUGUUAGAUCUUUUAGUCAUAAACUCACCAAAAAAUGUAUUUGUUAAAAUUUGACAAGGGUUCAGAAAUAUAUGCAUUUAAUUUCACAUUGCUAAUCACAUUUUAGCAAAUUACUAGAAUGUUAAUUUUUUUUCCAAAUUGCAAUAUAAUUGUAGUUUCAAUCCUAUGAUCUUUGCCAUUUCCCACUUUUCCAUCAGCCCACUGAACCACAUUUCUCCUAAUGCUUCGCAUUGCCCUAGACUCGAACUCACAGUUUCCCUAUGUUUCUCUCCCGAUUCCCCUCAAGCCGUCUCCGAGCUCAGCUUGUCCAUGGGAUCCACCUCCUGUCUGCUAUUCCCACUGAACUGCUGACUACUCCCCUUCCUCACGCCCAUGUUAGUCAUUAUUGUUAAUGGUUAAAUCUCCUCAGGUACUACCCCCUUCUCCUUCAAAUCUGCUACCACCUACCCUCUCCUCAAAAACUACCUGACCAACUACCGCACCAGCUCUAGCCUCCCUUUCCUCUCCAAAGUCCUUGAAUGUGCUGUUGCCUCAAAAUCUGUGCCCACCUUUCCAGCAACAGCAUGUUUGAGUUCCUCCAAUCAGGUUUCCACCAAUCACCCCUGUGCUCACUAUCCUACAUUAAGUUCAGCAGUGCCUCGAUUUUAAAAUUCUCAUCCUUAUUGUUUUCAAAUCUCUCAAUGACCUUACUCCUCCCCAUCUUUGUAAUCUCUUCCAGCCCCACAACCCUCUGUGCUUCCCCAAAUCUAGCUUCUUCAGCAUCCAUGUUUUCAAUUGGUGGCCCAGCAAUUGGUGGUUGAACCGUCGGGCUGCUGCCAUGGCUGUAAACUCUGGAAUUCCCUCCCUGGACUUCUCUGACUCUACCUCAGUUUCCUUUGCUUUGCUUUGAAGCGCAGCUUAAAAUCUACCUCAUCUGCCCUAAUAACUCUUUAUGUGGCUCAGUGUCAAAUUUUGUUGGAAAUAGCUCCUAUGAAGCACCUGGGGCCAUUUUACUACGUUAAACAUUUUGUUGUUGUUGUGCUCUUGAUGUCAAUUCAGAAACCUGUAUUGUGGUAUCACAUUGACAUUAUUAUGUCAUAGAAUCUGUAUGAUAUUUCAGAUAUGCCAGUAAAGUUUGAAAAAAAAUAGUUCAGGUGCAAAAGUGCAGCAGUUUCACUUUUCUACUUACCUUUUGUAAUAGGGGCUGAAACAUUUUUUUGGGAAGGGAUGCUAUGUGUUCUCAUUAAAAUUUAACAAUAA